This is a messenger RNA of Oryza sativa Japonica Group (Japanese rice), 1219 nucleotides long. RefSeq names its product tropinone reductase-like 3. Lineage: Eukaryota; Viridiplantae; Streptophyta; Magnoliopsida; Poales; Poaceae. Gene Ontology annotation, molecular function: oxidoreductase activity. The record is from RefSeq and is a predicted model, not a curated record.
GGCACAGGCUGUGCCGCUGUGGGAUUCUUGCCGAUUCUUGCCGUCCAACCGCCUGCCUUGAUUAAUCCGUCGUCGUUGUGUCGUCGCACGGCGUGCUUGGAGCCUUGGAGGACCAAAGCUACGUGCGGACAAAUCGUACGGCAAGUCUACCCCGCUCUGGUUUCCUCCGUCGCAUCGCAAAUUCGCAAUAUCGCAUCGACGCCUCGUCCCUCCUAGGCCUAGCUAGUCUACUCCGACCAAGUUGUCGCCGAGAAGCGAGGAGCGCCGGCGAUGGAGGUGAAGUGCCGUCGGCUGGAGGGGAAGGUAGCCGUCGUGACGGCCUCCACGCAGGGCAUCGGUCUCGCCAUCGCCGAGCGCCUCGGCCUCGAGGGCGCCGCCGUCGUCAUCUCCUCCCGCAAGAAGAAGAACGUCGACGAGGCGGUCGUGGGCCUCAGGGCGAAGGGGAUCACCGUCGUCGGGGUGGUCUGCCAUGUCUCCAUCCCGGAGCAGCGCAAGAACCUCAUCGACACGGCGGUCAAGAAUUUUGGGCAUAUCGACAUAGUUGUCUCCAAUGCUGCUGCCAAUCCUUCCGUAGAUAACAUAUUAGAAAUGAAAGAGCCUAUCCUUGACAAACUAUGGGAUAUUAAUGUUAAGGCAUCUAUUCUUCUUCUUCAGGAUGCUGCUGCAUAUUUGCGGAAGGGAUCAUCCGUGAUAUUGAUUUCUUCAAUUACUGGCUAUAAUCCAGAACCAGCAUUGUCGAUGUAUGCUGUUACAAAAACUGCCCUGCUUGGUCUCACAAAGGCUCUUGCUGCUGAGAUGGGGCCAAAUACUCGUGUUAACUGUAUAGCCCCUGGUUUUGUUCCUACAAAUUUUGCUCGUUUCCUCACAACUAAUGACACCAUUAAAAAUGAGCUUAUUGACAGGAGCACACUUAAGAGAUUGGGUACUGUGGAAGACAUGGCUGCAGCCGCAGCUUUCUUGGCAUCAGACGAUGCAUCAUUCAUUACAGCUGAAACUAUUGUUGUUGCUGGAGGAACUCGAUCUAGGCUGUAGAUCUAAGCUGGGCUUGGCUAUGGUUUGACAGGCUGGCGACUUACAAAGUGCACUUCUUGCUGGUAAAUAACCUAUAGUUCUUGCUAUAGGCAAUAUAAUACUAUAUGUACAAGGACCGAUGUUAAACUGCUUAAAUCGUGACCGGAACUUUUUUCGUUGCUUUGAAGUCACCCAUGUCAAUAUGUCA